Molecule: messenger RNA, 177 nt
Organism: Prunus armeniaca (apricot)
Lineage: Eukaryota; Viridiplantae; Streptophyta; Magnoliopsida; Rosales; Rosaceae
Source: the annotation of a GenBank genome assembly
AUGGCCAAGACACAGGCACAAGAGAACCAACCUCCAGCAGGAUACCCAACUGCAACUGAGAAUCCCCCAACUGGGAAGAAGUUUAGGCCUCGGACAAAAAAUAAAGGAGACAGGGGCUUUAUUGAGGGAUGCCUCUUUGCCUUAUGCUGCUGUUGGCUUUGUGAGGAAUGCUUCUGA